GAGAUACUUUAUCGGGUACAGACCGAAUAGAGAGGGGAACCUGUUAAGGUAACGAUAUUUAAGAAGAGAGGAGUCACUGUCUUCCGGGAGAGCGUGAAAGAAAUUAGCUGGUGACCAGCGGCAAAGAUGAUUGACACGAACCGCGCUCUGCUCAAUGCCACUUGCAGAGCACUGAAUUCUACUCGCAAGGGAAAAGAGAGGGAGUACCUAUCUGUCGGUGGCUAUAUAGCCAGCUACAGAACCGAUCAUUUCAGUUUCAAAGUCUUCACUCAGGAUUUGCCCAUUUUUUCCCCUGGCAGUGUCCGGCAAGCCUGAGUUCCAUUCAUCGGUUCCGCUGUUACUUUCCACGGAUUCUCGCGAUGACGACGACAAACAACAUUUAGAAUCGUUCGCGCGCGCGAUACGGAUCUUUUAAAAAGAAUUAGAUAAGGAAAACCGCGCGUUCCUAGCCGUAUAAAUCCAUCUCGAAGUUUUGUUUACUGACACGAAAUCAGAACGAUGCAUUGGGAGACGCGCGAUAUCGCGGCGCACGAUUCGGCCGAGGGACAGUGAUUGUGUUCAGUGACGUCGGGGAUUUAUAGAAAUAUUAAAGGGGGCUGUUUCGAUUUCACGCUCGAGGUGUUCUUCAUUCUAGUGAUCGACGCGUUCGUUUCGAGUGGAGAUGCCGCCCCAGGAGAAGUUUGAGACACCUGUCCGAAUGGAUAAGGGCCACGAGAGCAACACGACCGCCUGCCAAAACUCAUUGAACUUGGAUGUGCCUGGGUCUAAUCAGAACACAAAAGAGAUGGACGAGACUAGGGACAUGGAUUUCGACGAUUUGUUGCCUUACGUCGGCGAGUUCGGACUUUACCAAAAGAUUCUGUUCAUUCUGAUGAUCCCCUUCGCUUCGUUCGUCGCCUGGGUCUAUUUCUCUCAGAUCUUCAUCACGCUGAUACCGGACGAGCAUUGGUGUUGGGUACCAGAACUCGAGAAUCUCACUGCCGACCAAAGGCUCUCACUGGCAGUACCGAUCACCAGAGAAGGUUAUUCAAGAUGCAGCAUGUACGAUGUAAAUUACACCGAGAUCCUGUUAAAUGGAAGUUACGCGCCGGACGCGUCGUGGCCAACAAAAGGUUGCCAUCACGGCUGGGAAUUUAAUUACUCCACCAUCCCUUAUGCAACUGUAGCAACUGAGUUAGGAUGGGUGUGCGAGUACAGCGCUUUGCCAACUACGGCGCAAAGUGUCUUCUUCAUCGGCGCUAUCUUUGGAGGAUUGAUUUUUGGUUGGAUAGCUGAUCAGUAUGGCAGGAUACCAGCUCUGAUCGGAGCUAAUAUGAUGGGAUUUAUAGCAGGUGUUGCAACAGCCUUUUCAAAUUCCUUCUGGCAGUUCACAUUGUGCCGAUUUUUUGUUGGAUUCGCCUUCGAUAAUUGCUUCACUAUGAUGUAUAUAUUAGUGCUGGAAUACGUGGGACCAAAAUGGAGGACAUUCGUGGCAAACAUGUCGAUAGCCAUGUUCUUCACGUUUGCGGCGUGCGUUUUACCCUGGAUCGCAUAUUUCUUAGCCGAUUGGCGAAUGACCUGUAUCGCGACAUCAGUUCCUCUCGUCUUAGCAAUAGUGACGCCAUGGUUGAUACCAGAGAGUGCUCGAUGGCUUGUGAGUCAAGGUCAAGUGGACAGGGCUAUCAAGAUCCUGGGAAAAUUUGAGCGAAUGAACGGCACAAAAGUGCCUGAUGACGUGUAUAAACGAUUUCGAGAAACUUGUGCCAGAAUAUGCAAAGAGGAAGAAGCAGAAAGAACGUACUCAGUGCUGGAUUUAUUUAGAUCUCCACGGUUACGAAACAUCACGAUCUUAUUUAUCAUUAUAUGGAUGGCGAUCUCUUUGGUAUUCGAUGGUCACGUACGAAACGUUGAUAACUUAGGUUUGAACGUCUUCGUGACAUUUACAAUUGCGGCAGCAACAGAACUACCUGCUGAUACGUUCCUUACAGUCGUGCUUGAUAGAUGGGGAAGAAGAUGGCUGGCAUGUGGCUCGUUGGUCAUUUCCGGAAUCUUCAGCAUCUGGGCUUGCGCUGUUUCCAAUAAUAUAUAUUCAGCUACGUUAGCUAUUCUGGGCCGAUUUUGGAUAAAUAUAUCCUAUAAUAUUGGACUUCAGUAUGCGGCGGAAGUGUUACCCACUGUUGUUAGAGCACAGGGUGUAGCCUUGAUACAUAUAAUGGGAUACGUCGCGAGCAUUUUGGCUCCCUUCGUCGUAUACCUCGAUGUGGUUUCAUCGAUUUUGCCUCUUCUACUAUUAGGCAUUAUUGGAAUCGCUGGAGGUCUUUUGACUCUGUUCCUACCGGAAACUCUGGACAAGGAUCUUCCGCAAACGUUACAAGAUGGCGAGAACUUCGGUAAAAAUCAGAAGAUGUGGGACUUCCCCUGUUUCUCGAGGAAAUCGGAAGCGGAGGAAACGCCACCGACCUUUAAAACCUUUUCUCGAGGUAGCGUGAGGAACUCGAUGAGGGCUUCCCUUCGUGGCGAAACCUUGAGGAGCAGCAUGAUACGAAGAUCGAGCGUUAGGUCGAGGGCGGAGAGCGCCAACCCAGGCACGGAAGUGGAAAGAUUAUAGCGAGACGUCCGCAGUGACGUCUCCGUCACUAUGAUCCCGAUCAAGAGAUCGGUUACCUUCGAAAGUCGUUUGGGACCAUCGUCGUCAGAAUUAUCAACGCGUGAACAACUUGUGUGAUCGUAGCUGACAACGUAUAGAUAAAAUUGUGACUAGCCAGCAGAUCUUUAUGCAAAAUCGAAAGGACACUGGGCAUUUUUACACAAGGUGUCCCAGGUUUAAAAUGACAAACUUUCUCAUUAUAUUUUAUGGGUCUGAAUAAGAGACAAAAGUUGUGGGUUGUUCGUUGUUUCAAAAGUGAUAAAAGUUUAACUUUUAUAGAAUUAUAAGAUAUUAAUGAUUUAUUCACUGAAAUGAAGCGAAAUGUAAGUAAAUUUUGCAUAAUAAAUUCCGUUUUGAUAUUAAAUAUUAGAGUGUCGUUAACAGUCUAAUCUUAGCACCAUGACAUUUAGAGUGUUAACGGAUAUUAAAUAUUAGUUGCAGUUAUGAAUUUAAUAGUAAAAUUAAUAUUAAUUGUAAUAGUUUCCUUGGAAUUCAGUAUUUUUGUUUGUAACUUUGACUAAACCUAUAAACAAUCCAUGUUUAUGCAACAUUUUUUUCUUAUUCAGGUGUAUAGAAUAUUAACAAAGUUUGGUGUCUUAAACUUGAGAUAUCCUUUAAUAUGAUUUCGAACAUGGGCAACAAGUGAAAUUUUGUAUUGUUGUUAGUAGUCUUCAAUAUAUGAUAAUACCGUAUAGAACCUUAUAAAAUAUGGGGUAAGUCCCUUGUUAAUGUCUUUAGUCGUUAUAACGAUUAACAAGAAUAAAUUGUGUAGUAAAAGAGGAGCCAGGUAUUAUUUAUAUUUAAAUAUUAUUAAUUUAUUUAAGAAACAUAUUUUUUAUAGAAAUAAAAAUUUGAAUCUUAUAUACCGUAUAAAUAAUCACGCUACAAAGAAGAAACGCAGAAAUUAAUUAAAAAUAAACAAAAUACAUUUCUACAAAUUCCCGAUAUUCAAUUAUGCUUAGAAUACAGAUUUCAAGUUAAUGAUUAUAAUUUUAUUUGUGUUCGCUCAUGGUCGAAAAUGCCCAUUCUCCUUUCAUGAAAUAAUUCCAAAAAAAGGGUUAAAAACAAAUUGAUCUUUUUUCUUAAGAAUUUUAAUAAACUGGAAAUAAAUUAACAGGGUUUUAUAUUCUUAUGAACAUUUUUUUACUUUAUUUUCUGUGCACUCAUAUUUGAUAUAAAUCCAUGAGAUCCGCUGUCUAUUUAUGACACAUCUAAUUUGAUUCUGUGCUACGAUUCAAUAGAAGCAUUGAAAAUAUUAAUUCUUUUGAUUCUUUACUCCACUCUUUAUGGCUAGCGUAGACAGAAGAUGAAUUGUAGGUGAUAAUUUUCUUGUACAAAGCCAUAUAUAUGAUAGUCAAAACUUUCCAGUGUUUAUUUAAUAUUAAAUUAUUAAAUAUGAUAUUUACUUAUAUUGAAUUAGGUAGCCCAUACACAUGGACUUCAUAUUAUAUCUAAAUAUUUAAUAUACAUAUUAAAAGCGCGAAAAUGUCGGAAGCUAGACAGUAUUGAUUAUAUUGUAAUUAUUAACCCCAGCAAAUAUUAUGGCAUUUCGAUAUUCUUAUUAUACUUAUGACUUAAUAAAUCAUUAUCUCGAAAUGCGUAAUAUUUUCUGGGGCACCAUAAUAUUAUAUUGCCUUAAAAAUCACGAUUCUCAAUAAUAAUACAUUAACUACAGAUUCAAUUUAUAAAAAAUACUUUUUACGUAAACUUUCAUGUAAGCUAAUUUUCAUAUUCUUCAAAUGUUAAGUAUAAGAAAAAUUUCUGAGCACUUACAUUUUUUUUACAAAACGAUACAGAUUUGGAGGAAAUUUAUGCCUAUUUCAUGAAAUAGAAAAUUUUUCCUAAGAUAUGCUCUCAUGUUCUGUUACAUGUAGUGUCUCUUUAAUAUUGAUCUUAUAUUGAUCAGGUAAUUAAAUCUUUGCAUGUACAACAAAUCAUAAGGAAAAAUACAGGUUUUGCCUCACAGGCUUUUAUUUAUUCCUUUAAUUCAGGCUCACAAGCACAGGAAAUUUUGAGAAUUUAUUAUAUACAGAAAAUGACGCAGUGCUUGUACAUAUAUAAAUAAGAGUAUAUGGUUUAUACAGAGAAAUAAUUUGCGUAAUAAUGAGGUGCGGCUAGCCGCUAUUUUAAAAUCUAAGGUAAUUAAGGAAAUCUAUUGUAAAUUUGUGAACCGUUUCGAUCGAACAUAACCGUCGUGUUCAACUAACAAGGAAAGGUAACGAACUUGGAAAUUCAAAAAAUCAUGAAAAAUUAUGAAUUUUCACAUCAAUCAUCUUCAAAAUCGAAAUUUUGAGAAAUUGUAUUUUGCAAUUUUAUACACGUAAAAGAGCAAUGUAUUUUUUCUUUAAACUUUCUUAGUUAUCUCAUUGUUUUCAAAAUAAUCCAAGAAAGAAACAUUUGUCAUUCUUUCAAGGAGUGGUGUCACUCCUUUAAAAUCAGCACGAAAAAAAUUGCAAUGUAUUAGGUUUGACUUACUCUAUUUACACAAGAAAUUUCAUAAUUUUUUGAAUUUUUGAGUUCGAUACCUUUCUUUUUAAGUUGACAUAGUUCCACAGAUUCUGUAUGCAUGUAUACAUGUAAAAAUGUAUUAUAUUGGUUAACAUUAGUAGCCCUUCGGAUUUUAUUAGACAUAAGUAUUACGCGAAAUAGAAUUUUUCAUGUUAUUGUAAGUAAUUCGCGACUACUUUUGUAAUAAAAGCCACGAAAACCAUUAAAGCAGUUCGAAAUUUUUCAAUCAUUUGUCCUUUGCUAGAGACGCAUACAAAUGAGGAUCAUCUUUAGGUCGGAUGACGCGCUUUUUUGACGUACUGAUAUCUUCUUAUCAUAUAUAAUUCCUAUUCAUGAAACAUUAACGGAACGUCUCGAUUGAAUAUACAUACUUACUUACGACCACAUCGCACCACUUUUAAAUUUUACGUCGACAUAUCAGGCAUACAUGCACGUGAAACAAAUUACUUAUAAUGUAUUGACUGCCGCGAUGGUGAUUGACCUUGUUAAAUUUUUUGAGAAUAAUUGUGAUGAUGUAAACGCUAUCUAAAACAAAUUCUUUAACAACGUUAAUAAUCAAUUUACCAGUUUGAAUUAAAGUGUGCACUAUUGGAUAAUUAAUAAUAGUUAUUUAACUAAUAAUUUUAAUUUAACUA
Molecule: messenger RNA, 5769 nt
Organism: Nomia melanderi (Alkali bee)
Lineage: Eukaryota; Metazoa; Arthropoda; Insecta; Hymenoptera; Halictidae
Product: organic cation transporter protein-like
Biological process (GO): transmembrane transport
Cellular component (GO): membrane
Molecular function (GO): transmembrane transporter activity
Source: RefSeq, a predicted model, not a curated record